Peronospora belbahrii is the source of this 918-nucleotide messenger RNA. NCBI's taxonomy places the organism in Eukaryota, Oomycota, Peronosporomycetes, Peronosporales, Peronosporaceae. The record is from the annotation of a GenBank genome assembly.
AUGCAGUUGCUAGAUGAAGAGGAGAAAUUGGAGCCCCUGUCGCCGCCACCAGCGCCACACACGCCGCCACACGUACGUUUAUUGCAAUUCACACGUACAAGACGAAGAGAUGACAAUAUCGUGGAUCAAGUUGACGAGGUUUUGACACCGCAGUCUCCUCCUAUUCCUCACGCUCAUCCGCUACAAUCAUUAAGCGACGAUAGUGCAUACAAUAUUAACUUACGACAGGAUAAAGGAGGGAUGGCGAUUCAAAGUAGCCAGAAGUUACUACGUUAUGGAUCAGUUUGUAGCAGUGAGCGACCAAAUCCGACGUUGAAGAGCCGUGAAGAGAGGAAGGUAUUGACAAAGGAAUCUCAGGAGAGCGACGAGUCUAUUGCAGUUGUGGAGACGGAGCAUUCCAAUGAUGCCAUUGCAAUGGAACUAGAGCUACAGGAUAAAGAGAUGGAAAGGAUGUCAGUGCUAGUACAGCUGAAUGAACGCGAGAGAGCCAUUGCUGCGACGAAAGCUAGUGCGAGACGCCACGAAUUAUUGCAAAUUGCUCGCCAAGAGGCGCGUGAGAGCAGGUGGAGAGACCCAAAUUAUCAAGGACUGAGCAAUGGAGUAAAUGAAAGUGCAUUGGCACGUGCUAGUGAGAGGAAAGUGGGGAAGCAAUUAGAUACCAAGUGGGUGCAGACGCGACAGGAUCCGUCUAAUCGUCCUAAGGGACCGCUGGAACGACCAGAUGAGCGGGAGUUGAGAGAAAGGUUGUUUUGCACUACAGCAAGUGACCUGAUACAAUCAGGUGUGCUGUUUGAUGAAAGUGACGCAGCACGAAAUGCGACAUUUGGACCGAUGAGUAUGACUCGACUGCCUGUAAGAUCGAGUGGGAUUGUGGGAUUGGUGGGAUGCUGUUUUGAAAAGUAUGACAACGAAUUCUGA